This is a messenger RNA of Vigna unguiculata (cowpea), 3300 nucleotides long. It is a transcript of the gene MEI1, whose product is annotated as transcription coactivator. The record is from RefSeq and is a predicted model, not a curated record. Gene Ontology annotation, biological process: mitotic DNA replication checkpoint signaling; mitotic G2 DNA damage checkpoint signaling; DNA replication initiation. NCBI's taxonomy places the organism in Eukaryota, Viridiplantae, Streptophyta, Magnoliopsida, Fabales, Fabaceae.
UGGUCUUGGUUGAGUUAAUGAUCCCACCACCGGCUGUGAGCAUCGCACUUUACUCCAUCCAAGCCAAGCAGAUCAGCAACUCACAUCUUCAGUCUGAUUUCACAUUCCCGCGUUUUUUUCUUCCUCUCCCACGAAAACGAAGGUGAAGUCGACGAAGAUGUUGAAGACGAAGACGUUGAAGACGAAAGCAUUCCAAGGCGCCAACGUGUUCAUGUCGCGAAACCUCGUGCCGCCCGAAGUGUUCGACGCGCUGCACGAUGCUGUUAAAGAUAACGGUGCUCAACUCCACCUCUGCUGCGAUCCCUCCCGUAACGGCCCCGACGAUUACCACAUCAUUGCUUCCAGUAAACACGAGAAGUUCGAUGAUCUCAAAUCCAAGGGCUGCAAGUUGCUCGGACCUAGAUGUGUUCUUUCGUGUGCCAAAGGUGGAAAGCCUUUGCCUAAACAAGGCUUCACUUGUUGUCUUGCCAUGGAUGGCGUCAAAGUACUUGCAUCUGGCUUUGAUACGGAAGAGAAGGUUAAGAUAGAAGAGUUAGUGGCUGAAAUGGGGGGAGUUCUACACACUAAAACAUCGUUGGAUUUGAACUUUGUCAUUGUGAAAAAUGUUUUAGCUAGGAAGUACAAGUGGGCUUUGAAUGAAUUGAAGAAACCAAUAGUCACAUAUGAAUGGUUAAAACAAUGCUCGGAGGAGCAUCGUGUUGUUCCUCAAGAGUCAUACAAGGUCCUUCCUUUCUCUGGGUUAAAGAUUUGUGUUACUGGAAUUCCUGCAGAUGUUCGUAAAGAGAUGGAGAAGCUUAUUUUACAAAAUGGUGGAAAAUACUCCGCAGAAUUGACGAAGAAUUGCACACAUUUGAUUUCUGAGGCUCCUCAAGGUGACAAGUACAAGGUAGCAAAACGAUGGGGCCACAUUCAUAUUGUGAUAAGGAAAUGGUUUGAUCAAUCAAUUGCUCGAAGAGCAUGUCUGAAUGAGGAGUUCUUCCCUGUUCAGCAUGGAUCUGUAUCUUCACAUAAAGUAACUAGGGACUUAACAAUGCAACAUAGCCAAGAAAAGGAUAUCGGGAAAUUGCAAGGUGCGGCAUCCUCAGGUACUACAGAUUCAAGUGUGCGAGCUUCUUGUGCUGAGCUCAUUGAUAGAGAUCAUGAAGCUAUGCCAUCAGAAUGUAUGUCCUCUGUUCCACAAACCCGUAUAUUUGCUAAGGAGGCAGAUGCUGAAGCUCCAUUGCAGACCAGUGGUGAAUUGAACCUUGACAAUGUUGUUGCUGAUGAUUCUGAAUCUGAUGAUAAUGGCUUGUACUUAUCAGAGUGCAGAAUAUUACUAGUUGGUUUUGAAGCUUUAGAAAUGCGGAAACUAAUUAAUAUUGUGCGCAAAGGUGGAGGCUCUCGGUAUAUGUCUUUUAAUGACAAAUUGACACACAUAGUAGUUGGGAAUCCUACUGAAAAGGAAAAGAAGGAUGUGAGGAGUCUUGCUGCUUUAGGUGUAAUUUAUGUUGUUAAAACCUCAUGGCUUGAAGAUUGUGACCGUAAAAAGAAAGAAGUCCCUGUGCUUAGGAGACACAUUGCGUAUGAUCUACUUCAUCCAAAAGCAAGCUUGGUAAAAGGAGAUGUAACAGAAAGCACAUCAAUGGAUCACAGUAAAAGCUCCAGCUGUCAUCAAAGCUCGCAUCAGGUGGACUUUGAAAUUGUGAAGCCAGAAUCUUUGGAGAAAAGAAAAGAAGAGAUAAAAGAUAUGGAUAUAAAUGGUCACUCAUUCCGUAAAGCAAAUUGUAGAACUAUGUUGCAAGAUCAACUUCCUGAUAAUAAAUUGAGCACACAAAGAAUGAGCCAGCAUGACUUCAGUGUUCAAAAUGAAAAAUCAGCAAAUGUUUUCAGAGGGAAACUGUUUUGUUUUUCAAAUUUGUUUCCUGAAGAAAAGAGAGGUGAGAUUGUUCAAUGGAUAAAUCAAGGGGGAGGAGAGGUAAUUAGUGGGCAAGCAAAACAGAUUGUCCGCUAUACUGUUGAGUGUCAUGGUGUAACACCCAUGUUGGCUGGUGAUUCCAAGAGUUUGUAUGUUUCCAGUCACUGGAUACGAUCUUGUUUGGAGGCUGGAUCCUUGCUGGAUGUUGACAGUCACAUUCUUUAUUCUCCACUUCCCUGUCAUGUUCCCUUGCCUGGAUUUGAAAGCUUCCGGUUUUGUGUUUCACAGUAUGAGGAGAAAGACAGAAAUCUCCUAAGAAACUUGUGUUUUGUUCUAGGAGCAAAAUUUGGGGAGAAGCUGCAUAAGAAGGUUACGCAUUUGUUGUGUAAAUUCACCAAUGGACCCAAGUAUGAUGGUGCUCGUAAAUGGGGGAUUCAAUCAGUUACAUGUGAAUGGAUAUUUGAGUGCGUCAAACAGAAUGGAGUUGUUGCCAUUGAUCAAUUUUUACCAAAAGAAGUAACUGCUCAAGAUCGAGAGGCGGGACUUUGUACCGUGAGUCAAUUUCCUACCCAGGCUGCUCAAAUGAUAAGUGACAUGCCCUCGCAGUUGUCAAGUCAAUCACAAAUUUUGAGAGGCAUCACAAAUAAAAAUGUGGGUUGUGGAGUUGGUAAUCAUGAGACCAAUUUUAAGAAACCAAGUGUUUAUAGUAAAAAGGCCAGACUUGUGGAAGAGUCUUGCCUAGCUAAUAAGAUGCCUUCGGCAUCAAAUUCAGGUAUUCAUGCCUAUGGAAAGAAUUUUUCUGAAGACAAUAUGCUAGUAGAUGGUGGGGAGGUUUGUCGUACUGUUCCUGAUGUUGCUGCUGCAAUUGAGGACUUGUUAGAGCAGACUAGUAAGAUGCAUGGUCAGAGGUCUCCAGCACAGACAGGGUGUCAGAGCGGUAUUUACCCAUCUGAUCUUUCAGUCCUUGGUGAAGAUAAUUCCAAUCCUCAUACCGUUUUUGGGUUAUCAAAACACUGGUUAAACAGAAGUGACAGAAAAGAAGAUGAUGGGGAGGCUUCUCAAGACAGACGAACAGGAAUAUACGAUGGUUUUAGUGAAACACAGACAGAAUCUCAGGUUGUUGGUUAUGAAGAAGAUUUGUCAGGAAGGCAAAGCCUUAUAGAUAAAUACCGAACUCGAAGUAGCACGCAGUGAAUAGGAUCAAGAAUCUGUUUUGUCCUGAUUUCAAAACAUGAAAGAUAAAAGAAGAAAACUCAACCUUGGUCAGCUAAUGAAGGGAACAUUUUAGCACAUCAACAACAACUUAGUAUAGGUCAAUCAAUUAUGUCUAUUUUAUUAUGUUAUUCCCAUCUCCAAAAUAAAAUUGCAUCUUUAUCUCUAUAGUAACAAGUAUAAAUUUUUUAUCC